Hypoxylon trugodes is the source of this 1477-nucleotide messenger RNA. Its product is annotated as mitochondrial carrier. Bases 312 to 1313 code for a protein of 333 amino acids. The transcript is spliced from 2 exons. Lineage: Eukaryota; Fungi; Ascomycota; Sordariomycetes; Xylariales; Hypoxylaceae. Gene Ontology annotation, molecular function: oxoglutarate:malate antiporter activity. The record is from RefSeq and is a predicted model, not a curated record. Gene Ontology annotation, biological process: transmembrane transport.
GUCAUGGUCUGGUUUUUCUCGUCUCGUUGUCUGGCGGAUGUUGGAUCCCGUCAACCAAUGGCGCUCCGCCGGACCUUCGCUGGAGUUCCCUCCCUAGUCCGGUUCAUAGUAUAAGCUUACCAGCCCAUCUCACCAUAUUAAAAGCGAGCCAAAGUCGCACUUCGGACAUGGUGCUAACCAUAUAUCGUUUAUUUUAGCUUUCCAUUUCUUCUAUUUUUCUAGUCCUGUUUCUAGAGUUUAGACGGGCCUGGGCCUUGCGUCAGUGUACGAUUUCUUCGACUCCUUAUUGUCUUGCCUCUUGAUUGGGAAUUAUGAGCUCCAACACUCUGAAGCAAGCCGCGGAAGCAGCACGAACUAAGUCGUCCGCCAUGAGCAAGCAAGGCUCAGAGACCGUUGCCGCCGUGGGAAAUGAUUUCCUACACACCCCUGUUAUGCGGGCGGCCCUUCCCUUCCUCAACGGCGGUGUAUCUGGGAUGGUGGCGACUACUGUUAUCCAACCCGUGGAUAUGAUCAAAGUACGAUUACAACUUGCAGGUGAGGGUGUUGCUACUGGACCGAAACCUACUCCGUUAUCGGUCACGCGAGAUAUUCUCGCCCAGGGCAAAGUCCUCGACUUAUACACCGGUCUCUCGGCUGGUUUACUUCGCCAAGCUGUAUACACCACAGCGAGAUUGGGCUUUUUCGACACGUUUAUGAAGAGCUUAGCAGUUCGCGCCAAGGAGAAGGGCACUCAAAUCAGCUUUGUUGAGCGAGCGAGCGCAGGUCUUGCGGCGGGUGGGAUAGCAGCCUUCGUCGGAAACCCAGCCGAUCUUGCCCUCAUUCGUAUGCAGUCGGAUGGCCUCAAACCUAUCGCCGAGCGGAAGAACUACAAGUCCGUCAUCGAUGCGUUAUCGACGAUCGUCAAGUCCGAAGGAGUCACCGCACUAUGGGCGGGUGCUACACCAACAGUGGUACGAGCCAUGUCACUCAACUUAGGUCAACUAGCCUUCUUCUCGGAAGCCAAAGCCCAACUCAAGACACGCACCACCUGGUCCGCUCAAUCGCAAACUUUAACAGCCAGUGCUAUUGCCGGUUUCUUCGCCUCAUUCCUUAGCUUACCCUUCGAUUUCGUGAAAACGAGACUACAGAAGCAGCAACGCGGUCCCGACGGCAAACUACCGUACAAGAGUAUGACGGACUGCUUCGUCAAGGUUGCAAAGCAGGAAGGCCUAACGCGCUUUUACCGUGGAUUCGGCACGUAUUACGUGCGUAUUGCCCCGCACGCCAUGGUUACUUUAAUUGUCGUGGACUAUCUCGGCUGGUUGACUAGAUGAUUUAGUAACCCCGAUUUUUAUAACUAAUAACGGUCUUUUUUUUGUUAUUUUCCUUUUAUAUGUAUCUUCGCGCAAAAGCUGUCUGAAGAAACUGGCCGGGGCGUUUAAACGGUUAUUAUCGUGGGAUAGCAUCGACAAAUGUCAUUUAUUGGGGGAUUGAUUCA